AUUAACUUUAACCGCCGUCCCUCCGGUCGUGUUUCGCUGUCGUUACGACGGAGAGCGCAAAAAAAAAAAACCCUAAUCUAAAGUUCGAGACUUUCCGAUUCCCAAUCAAUCAUGCCAUGCAAGAGAUGCAACGGCACCGACUUCCAACGCGACGACGCCACAGGGAACUCGUAUUGCUCCGGAUGCGGGACGUUACAAGAGUACGACAACUACGAGGCCCAGCUCGGCGGCCUAAAGGGACCCCAAGGCACCUACAUCCGCGUGGGCACCACCGGCACAGGCUCCACCCUCGCUUACAGAGACAAGAAGAUCUUCGACGCCGGUAACUUAAUCGACGACAUCACAGAAAGGUUGCAGCUUGGUGACAAAUCCGAAGAGGUUAGGCGUAUGAUCGGUAAGAUCACCGACGGUGAGUUCGGGAGGGGGGAGUGGUUCUCGGCUCUGAUCGGCGCGUGUUGCUACGCGGUGGUGAGGAAGGAAGGUAGUGGAGUUUUGACGAUGGAUGAGAUUGUGAAUGUCGUUGGGUGCGAUUUGCAUCAGCUUGGGAGUAUGUGUAAGCGUGUUGUGGAGUAUCUAGGGAUUGAGUUGGGAGAGUUUGAUCUUGUUGGGUUGUUUGUGAAGACGGCGAGUAGCUCCCCGAGGCUGAGUGGUGUUGAUGGGAAGAAGAAGGAGAAGGUGGUGAAGCAAGGGGGGUUUCUGAUGAACUGUUCGUUGAAGUGGUUUUUGUCUACGGGGAGGAGGCCUAUGCCUUUGGUUGUUGCGGUUUUGGCGUUUGUUUGUCAGGUGAAUGGUGUGAAGUGUAGGAUUGAUGAUUUGGCUAGAGAUUGCGAGGUUUCGUUGUGUACUUGUAAGUUGCGGUAUAAGGAGUUGCUGGAGAGGCUUGUGAAGGUUGCGAAGGAGAUUGGUUUGCCUUGGGCGGGGGAUGUUAACGUGAAGAAUGUGGUGAAGCAUUCGGGGGCUUUGAUUGGUUUGAUGGAAGCCAAGUCCAUGAGAAAGAAAGGAGAUAGAAGCGAUGGGGUUUGUUUGAAGGAGAUUGUGAGGGAUUGCUUAAGGCAAGAAGCUAUGUAUUGUUAUGAUGAUGAUGAUGAUGAUGACGAAGGUGAGAGGAGCUCGUUUCUUCAGAUGGUUUCGUGUGAUGAUUGGUGGAAAGGGAAGUCGAAGAUGAGUCAAAGGCUUAAGUUAAAGGAAGUGUUGGAGAGAGACGUAGGGCUUGAUGAUUUGCCUGUUUCUUUUAUAAAGGGGUGUGAUGCGGUGGAGAGACGGAGAGAGAAGAUUAAGGCGGCUAAGUUGAGGAUUGGUGCGGUACAAGAUCCUUGUGAUGAUGAUAAAGUUAGUGGAAGAGAGCUGUCUCUGGAGAUUGGAGAUGGAAAGAAGAAGAGGAAGAGGGGAUGUGAGAUUGAUUGGGAGGAUUUGGUUAUACAGACUCUGGUCUUACACAAUGUGAAGGAUGAAGAGAUAGAGAAAGGGCAUUACAAUGCUUUGCUUGGUUUACAUGUUUUCAACUAAAUUGAAAUGAAACUGUAAAAGCUGAAGCUGUUUAUUUUAUUUUUAUUGUAACUAAAGAGAGAGAGGAAUC
Molecule: messenger RNA, 1576 nt
Organism: Brassica napus (rape)
Lineage: Eukaryota; Viridiplantae; Streptophyta; Magnoliopsida; Brassicales; Brassicaceae
Product: plant-specific TFIIB-related protein PTF2
Exons: 1
Coding region: 112-1506 (464 amino acids)
Biological process (GO): transcription by RNA polymerase III; DNA-templated transcription initiation; transcription preinitiation complex assembly
Cellular component (GO): transcription preinitiation complex; transcription factor TFIIIB complex; nucleus
Molecular function (GO): RNA polymerase III general transcription initiation factor activity; RNA polymerase III type 3 promoter sequence-specific DNA binding
Source: RefSeq, a predicted model, not a curated record